Molecule: messenger RNA, 1833 nt
Organism: Rhopalosiphum padi (bird cherry-oat aphid)
Lineage: Eukaryota; Metazoa; Arthropoda; Insecta; Hemiptera; Aphididae
Product: E3 SUMO-protein ligase ZBED1-like
Exons: 3
Coding region: 1-1833 (610 amino acids)
Molecular function (GO): DNA binding; protein dimerization activity
Source: RefSeq, a predicted model, not a curated record
AUGAGUAAGUCCAGUGUUAUUUGGGAUUAUUUUCAACUUGACUCAGAUAACAUAAAUGUAAAAUGUGGUCUUUGUCGAAUAAAAUUAAAAAAUAAUCGUUCUUCAACAUCUAACUUAAUUAGACAUAUUAAGUCUAAACAUCCCACUGUCAACUUAUUGAAUAGAAAUACACGUGUAUUAGAAGAGACUGUUGAUGAUCCAAAUGAUGCUCCAUCAACUUCUACUACUAAUACAAUUAAUUCAACAACUAACCUAGUGGUAAACCAAACUGAAACGUCCUUACAAAUUCCAUCUAAUGAACAUGCAAUUUGUCCUCAAAGUUCUAGAUUUGUGAAUAAUCCCAUUACUCAAUAUUUUUCUAAGCCUCUUGGUGCAUCACGCCGUAAAAUUAUAGAUCAACAAGUUCUGAAAAUGAUUGUGAAAGAAUACUAUCCCUUCAGUAUUGUUGAAGAUAGAGAGUUUGUAAAACUUUUAAAUUUGUUAAAUCCCGGUUAUACACUUCCAUCGAGAAAAACAUUGUCGAAAUCAUUAUUACCUAUAAUGUAUAAUGAAAUAUAUGAUAAAGUGAAACAAGACAUAAAAAACCAUGCAAAAUAUGUAAGCAUUACCACCGAUAGUUGGACUUCUAUUAAAAAUGAAAAUUAUAUUGCUGUCACAUGCCAUUUUAUUAAUAAUGAAUGUGAAUUAAAAUCCUAUCUUCUUUCUUGUUUUAAAAAUUCCGAAUCACGCUCUUCAGAAAAUUUAAAAAAGGAUUUAUUGACGGUCAUACAGAAAUGGGGCUUAGAAAAUAACAUUGCAGCAUGUUGCUUUGCCCACAGUUUAAAUUUGGCAGUACAAACUGCCCUUAAGUCAAUAUCUGAAACAAGAGAUAAAGUAAGAGGAAUUGUUGGACAUUUUAAGAGAAGUCCACAGGCAGCUGAAAAACUUAGAGCUAUGCAAGAGCAAUUGGGCUUAACACCACCUUUAAUGCUCAUUCAGGACGUCGUUACACGUUGGAACUCAACGUAUGAGAUGUUUCAGCGUAUUCAGAACCUUAAAGUUCCUCUUUCUUCUGUAUUAGUAGAGUGUAAUUAUAAUAUUUACUUGACCAAUGAAGACUGGCACAUUAUUUCCAAGUCCUGUGAAGUAUUAAAAUAUUUUAAAGAAAUUACAGUAGAGAUAAGUAGUGAAAAAUCGGUUUCUAUUUCAAAAUCUGUUGUAUUUAGUCGAGCACUUCUUAAACAUUGUACAUACUUGGAUACACAGUUUUACGAUUCAGAACAAUUAACUGAUAUGAUAUCCAUAUUAAAACAACAGGUAGAACAAAGAUUUAAGUCACUUGAAAAAACACAAAUUUAUGCGGAAGCUACAAUACUCGAUCCGAGAUUUAAAAAAUAUGGAUUCUUAAAUAAUAGUUCAUUUACAGAAUCAAAAAAAACAAUUAUUAAUAAAGCUACUACCAUACAUAUUGAAAUGAAAAAUAUGAAGCAGCCAGCGAUACAAAAUCAAUCUGUAACGUUAAGUGGAGAUUCUAUUUGGAAUGACUUUGAUGAAGAGGUAAGUAGUCAACUGAUAUCCACAAAUCCAACAUCCGCAGCUAUUCUUGAAAUUGAUAAAUACCUACAAGAAGGGUUAAUUCCAAGGCAUGAAGAUCCUUUGAAGUGGUGGAAAAACAAUCGAAAUGUUUAUCCGUGUUUGUUUGAACUUAUGAAAAAACGUCUCUGUGUACUUGCAACAUCAGUUCCAUGUGAACGUAUAUUUUCUAAGGCAGGACAAACAAUUUCAGAAAAAAGAAGUAGGCUAAGUAGUAAAAACUUUGAAAAAAUGAUAUUUUUAAACUUUAACUCAAAAUAG